Messenger RNA from Lathyrus sativus (Indian pea), 456 nucleotides. The record is from the annotation of a GenBank genome assembly. NCBI's taxonomy places the organism in Eukaryota, Viridiplantae, Streptophyta, Magnoliopsida, Fabales, Fabaceae.
AUGCCUUUGGUAACCGAAGAGUUGAAAUCCAAAGCAGAGGUGUACUACGGUGACAAACUUUGCAGGGAGAAAUUCUCUCUAUUGCUGGCAGAAAAAGGUCUACCAGAUGGAUUGUUAACCAUACAAGACAUUGAAGAAUGUGGACAUGUGAAGGAAAUAGGGUUUGUUUGGCUCAAGCUAGGGAAGAAGAUGGAGAGUAAGUUUGAUAACAUAGUUGUUGGUUAUGAUUCGGUUGUUACUGCUUAUAUGGAACCAAACAAGAUCAAGAAUCUUACUGGUGUUAGGGCGAGAGAUUUCUUGGUUUGGUUCACUUUGAAUGAGAUUUAUGUUAAGCCGGUUAAAGGAGGAUCGUUUGUUACGUUUAAGUCUUUGGUUGGUUUGUCCAUGUCUUUUCCAGUAUCGUUGUUCCAAGGUAGGAAGUUGGUAAGCAAUGAAGAUCAAAUCGUAGUUAAUUAG